AUGGACGUACAAGGCAGGAGAACCACAAGAGCACUUUCAAAUGUCAACGAGAAUGUAGUGAAACGAACAGCAGCUGGGAAGGACGCUUUAUUGACAAGAAGACCAGCACUCAAGGAUCAACGAAAUGGAGCCAAUAUUGUGGCCACCGAAACAGGAGCUAAGCCCAUAGCACGGGCUACUAGGUCAGUUGCUGUGAAAAACAAUGUAGUCCAACCUCAACAGAAUCAGCAGAAGAAGGAACGACUUCCAGACAAAAUCCACCCAGAAGUUAUCGGUAUUGAUCGGGAAAUUCAGUACGUCGAGUACUGUGAUCAG
Messenger RNA from Ostertagia ostertagi, 315 nucleotides. NCBI's taxonomy places the organism in Eukaryota, Metazoa, Nematoda, Chromadorea, Rhabditida, Trichostrongylidae. The record is from the annotation of a GenBank genome assembly.